UCGCAUCGACCGGGUCAGCAUUUGAAAUGAAAAUACAUUUUCAAAAGGACUUUUUUUGGGACAGGCGGAUACGAUGUCACGUAACAGGCUCUUUUCGUGGCAUCGCCCGCCGAGUCUACCGAAAGGGUAACGUGGCUCACCGCCCGUGAGAGGGGCCGUAGGGGUCGGGUGCAAGGUGAGCUGGGCGGUGGACCUUGGCGAUCCGAUCCCCGGCUCCAGAAACUAGCUCGAGGGAUAUGUAAAAACGGCACGGAAUCAUUUCAGCGUCCAUGCGUUAACUUGUAUGACGAUGUUGACCUUUCCAAUAUGGCGCCUAUCGGACCGUCCGGAAGAGAGGUCUGCUGCUCCUCGUUGAUUGGCUGUGCGGUUGAGGGGCGGGUUUAUAUUCGGCCAUUGUUGCUUUCACGGCUGGGCCAAGGAAGGCGCGGCUACAUUUGAAAAGCGGCGAAUGGCGUCGGGCUAAAGCUGCGCUGAGUUCGAGGCGACCAGAACCCAAAGUCGACGGUAGGUAGGCGACAUGGCGGAGCUUCCGGACUGCGGCGGUUCCUUCCAGGCUGCCGAGAGGAAGUCAGCGGCGGGCAACAAGAGCCGGACUGGCCGGGCUGGCCGGGUUCGCCGGGUGACACUGGAGAAGGUUCUGGGCAUCAGCGCGGCCAGCAGCAGCGCGUUGGCGUCCGACCCGAACUCCGGCCUUGUGGCCUAUCCUGCAGGGUGUGUGGUGGUGUUGCUCCACCCGCAGAUCUACAAACAAAAGCACAUCAUCAACACGUCCAGAAAACCUUUCAGCGCUUUGGCCUUCUCGUGUGACGGCAGGCAUUUGGUCACUGGGGAGCGCGGCCACCUGCCGUGCGUGCGCGUGUGGCAGGUGGACGACGGCGCGGAGGCGGCCGCCGUCCAGAAUCACAAGUGCGGCGUUUCCUGCGUGGCGUUCUCGACGGGUGGCGCCUACGUGGUCUCCGUGGGAGAUCAGUACGACAUGAACGUGUGCGUGUGGGACUGGCGGAAAGGCUCCAUCCUGGCCUCCAACAAAGUGUCCAGCAGCGUGUCGGCCGUUUCCUUCUCCGAGGACGGCAGCUACUUUGUCACGGCCGGGAAAAGACACAUCCGCUUUUGGUACCUGGACGUCUCCAAGGAGCGGCGGGGCGCCGGCACGGCGCCUCUGACGGGUCGCUCGGGGUUGCCGGGCGACCUCCGGCAGGCCGUCUUCAGCGGGGUGGGGUGCGGCCGCGGCCCCGCGACGGCCGCCACCUACGCCGUCACGCGGUCCGCCCUCCUGUGUCGCUUCAACGCCGGCCGGGUGCUGGAGGCCCGGGUCCCCCUCGAGGCGUCGUGCGCGCACAGCGUGGAAGUGACGGACAACUUUGUGUUUUGCGGUUGUUCGGACGGCUUGGUGCGCGUUUUCUCGCCGUCGGACAUGCGUUACAUCACCACCCUGCCCUACCCGCACCGCCUGGGGGUGGCCAGCCCGCAAGAUUCCGGGCCGAUCCGGUACCCCGACGUGCUGGCCCUGACCUUUAACCCCGCGGCCCGACACCUGACCUGCGUGUACUCGGACCGCAGCGUUUACGUUUGGGACGUCGGCCAGCUCGGGAACGCCAAGAGGAUCCAUACGGCGCUCUACCACAGCGCCCCCGUGUGGAACAUAGAGGUGUGUGGAGAGCGUUCCGCCGGGUCUCAGGCCCGUCCGCCGCCAUCUUGGUUCCUGACGUCUUCGUCAGACAACACCGUCCGGCAGUGGCAGCCUCACGCCGACAUCUCCAGCAAUGGCCUGCUGAGGAUUUUAUACGUCGGGGAAAACACUCCGGCGGACAAACGGGAGAAAUCCGCCGUCCGAGUCCUGCGCCUCUGUCCCGACGGGCGACGCUUGGCCACCGGAGACUUCGGCGGAGUUUUGCGUCUCUUUGAUUUGGACUUUCUGGAGGAGCUGGUGAGGAUUGAGGCCCACGACUCUGAGAUUUUGGCUCUGGAGUUCUCGCCAUCCUCUGUAGGCGUCGAGCUCCUCGCCAGCGCCGGCAGGGACCGGCUCGUCCGCAUCUUCAACCUGGAGCGCGGCUUCCGUCUGGAGCAGACCAUCGGCGACCACUCGGCCCCCGUCGUCGCCGUCAAGUUCGCAGGCGACGGGGCGCACCUCCGCCUGGUGAGCUGCGGCGCCGACAAAAGCGUCUACUUCUACUCUUGCGCGCGUCAACCUCAUCAAACGGCGGAGGGGGGCGUGUCCUUCUGGAGGACGCAGCAGGCGCUGGAGAAGACCGCGCUGCACGACAUGGACGCCGACUCGUCCGGGACGCGCGUGGCCGUCGCCUGUCAGGACGGAAAAGUCCGACCACAGAAAUGGCAGAUGGCUGAUGAUGAGGAUGAGGAGGAGGCUGAAACGGGACCAUUUGAGAAAUUUGACAUCCAAAGCCGAAUAUUUUCUACGUCUGUGUUCAGGGUGUACAGCGUUGACACGGGAAAGAUGUGUAGAAGUUUGAAGGACCCGAGCAAAGGAGGAGCCUUGCUGAAGGUCCGCGUGGAUCUGACCGGCACCCUCGUGGCCACCUGCUGCUCCGACAAGAACAUCAGCGUCUUGGACUACCGGUCCGGCGAGCGCCUCGCCGCCCCGUUUGGGCAUUCGGAGCCGGUGACGUGCUUGCGCUUCAGCGCCGACUGCGCCUACCUGAUCAGCGCUUCGGUGGACGGUUGCGUGUUUGUGUGGCGGCUGGAUUCCCACGCGAUGAUGCGGAAAAGGGCCCCGAUGCGGAGCGUCGUCGCCGCCCCCAGCAUCAGGCGGGAAACCUUCAUCGUCGGGCCGGCGCGUCGGCUGCCGGGGGACGGGGAGCCGGAGACGCCGUCCGGACCGGACCCCGAAGGAGCCCCCCAAACGCCCGCUAAUGGGACGCCACCCACGUGGGUCCCACAACUGCAGGGCGAGGAGGAGGAGGAGGAGGCGGCGGCGCCGACGACGGUCCCGUCGGACGCAGAACCUGCUCCGGUGCGGAAUCGCUGGCUGGAAAAGAGUCCUCUGAUCUUCCUGGACUACUCUCAGAGUUUUAACGAUACCGAAGACGAGGACUGGGGGGACGAAGACCGAGACUUUCACCCGCAGAGUCUGGAAAACCAUCUGAGCGGCAAGGAAAACUGUGAGCCGGUCGGGCCGGAGGAUGGCGGACCGGAUCGACGGGGGCCGGACCGGCUUCCCCCUUCGUCCCGACGGCGCGACCUCUGACCUACGAGGUGACGCGUCUGCUGUCCUUCGCGAAAGCACGACCGGCGUCCUUUGCGGUCAGUCCGUCCAGUCAGCAUGUGAGCCUCCGACCGGUUCUUCUCCGGACCCGCCGAUGGGGCGGGUCGGCCGAGCCCGGACUCCGGUUGCUCAGCGGAAAGCUUUGAUGACGCCGGUUGGUGUCAAAAUAGGGGAAACCGUGCAAAGGUUGAACGAG
Messenger RNA from Syngnathoides biaculeatus (alligator pipefish), 3419 nucleotides. RefSeq names its product mitogen-activated protein kinase-binding protein 1-like. NCBI's taxonomy places the organism in Eukaryota, Metazoa, Chordata, Actinopteri, Syngnathiformes, Syngnathidae. The record is from RefSeq and is a predicted model, not a curated record. Gene Ontology annotation, molecular function: protein binding. The coding region runs from base 518 to 3205 and encodes 895 amino acids. Gene Ontology annotation, cellular component: mitotic spindle. The transcript has 23 exons. Gene Ontology annotation, biological process: neurogenesis; regulation of mitotic cell cycle; mitotic spindle organization.